This is a messenger RNA of Otolemur garnettii (small-eared galago), 624 nucleotides long. It is a transcript of the gene NSA2, whose product is annotated as NSA2, ribosome biogenesis homolog. Lineage: Eukaryota; Metazoa; Chordata; Mammalia; Primates; Galagidae. Gene Ontology annotation, cellular component: nucleolus; preribosome, large subunit precursor. The transcript has 4 exons. The record is from RefSeq and is a predicted model, not a curated record. Gene Ontology annotation, biological process: maturation of LSU-rRNA; maturation of 5.8S rRNA. Bases 1 to 474 code for a protein of 157 amino acids.
AUGGUAAAUGAAGCUGCCUCGGGCGCUGGCGACUUGGAGCGUCCGAUCCCUCUGCCCAAAGUUCGUGCCCAGGGAGAAACAGAAGUAUUAAAAGUUAUUCGAACAGGAAAGAGAAAGAAGAAGGCAUGGAAGAGGAUGGUUACUAAAGUCUGCUUUGUUGGAGAUGGCUUUACAAGAAAACCACCUAAAUAUGAAAGAUUCAUCAGGCCAAUGGGCUUGCGUUUCAAGAAGGCCCAUGUUACACAUCCUGAACUGAAAGCCACCUUUUGCCUGCCAAUACUUGGUGUAAAGAAGAAUCCCUCAUCUCCAUUAUAUACAACUUUGGGUGUUAUUACCAAAGGGACUGUCAUUGAGGUCAAUGUGAGCGAGCUGGGCCUUGUGACACAAGGGGGCAAGGUUAUUUGGGGGAAAUAUGCCCAGGUUACCAACAAUCCUGAAAAUGAUGGAUGCAUAAAUGCAGUCUUACUGGUUUGAUAACCAUUUCACACAAGUAACUUACACAACAAUUGAGAAAACCAGCAUUACUGUGAUGUUUCAGAAUGCUACCAAACAGCCUUACAUGUCUGCAGUCAUUAAGAGAACUAUUUAUUAAAUUGUACAAAACAUUAAAGUGGUCCAGUUUUA